GUCUGUGGACUGUGGGGGACGGGAUUACCUUAUUGGUUUGUGCAAGUCUUUUUGUUUCAUUAACUAUUACUAUUCUAAAUACGUCCUGGUAUGGGAUUAUUUGGACUACAAAAUCAAAUCAGAUUCUAGAACAAGAUCUGAUAAGCGCUAGUCAACAAAUAGGAAUUCAUUUAUCAACCGAUUUUUUCCUUCCAUUUGAACUCAUUUCAAUAAUUCUUUUAGUUGCUUUAAUAGGUGCAAUUGGCGUGGCUCGUCAAUAAUAAUUCAUUUGAUUUUUUAAAAUAGCAAUCAAAAAAAAUGAUAUUUUAUCAUAUUCAUUUUCAUUCUAGUCAAUCAAAUUGGUUUAAUUCAAUUUAUUAUUCUAUUAUCAUAUCAUUUUUUUGUUCUUCAUUUUUUUUUGUAUUAUAACUUAUUAUAUUCUAGUUAAUCAAAUGGGUUUAAUUGUUGUUCAUAUUCAAAUGAAUAGAGAUUGAUAAGGAGUUGGUCAAUGAUACUCGAACAUGUACUUGUUUUGAGUUCUUUUUUAUUUUCGAUCGGCAUUUAUGGAUUAGUCACGAGUCGAAAUUUGGUUCGGGCUCUGAUGUGUCUUGAACUUAUAUUGAAUGCAGUUAAUCUAAAUUUUGUAACAUUUUCUGAUUUUUUUGAUAGUCGCCAAUUAAAAGGAAAUAUUUUCUCAAUUUUUGUUAUAGCUAUUGCAGCCGCUGAAGCAGCUAUUGGCCCGGCUAUUGUUUCUUCAAUUUAUCGUAACAGAAAAUCAAUUCGUAUCAAUCAAUCGAAUUUAUUGAAUAAAUAGUUUAUAGUAUUUAUUUUUUCAUUUUUUUAGUCUAAAAUUUUAUUCUAGAAAUUGAAAUUUGAAUAAUCAUUAAUUCAAAUUAAAUUCCUAGAUAUCACACUUUAAGAUAUACUUUCACAAAUGUAAGAAAUCAAAGUAUUUUGGACCUCUUUUACAUUUAUCUAUUUUAUAUUUAGUUUCUAAUAUUCUAAUAAGUCGCCGAUCCAAUCCAGAAUUAGAUCGAACUUCUGGGAAAUCAUCGAUUCGUCUGGUAAUUUAUUCAUCUGGUAUUUUAAUAUGUAUUUCAUUUACUUUACUAGAACUAGAACUAGAUCGAAAAUUAAUGAAGUUAAAAAAAUUAUAGAUCCAAUGUCACAUUCAGUUAAGAUUUAUGAUACAUGUAUAGGAUGUACUCAAUGUGUCCGAGCUUGCCCCACAGAUGUAUUAGAAAUGAUACCUUGGGAUGGAUGUAAGGCUAAACAAAUAGCUUCUGCUCCAAGAACAGAGGAUUGUGUUGGUUGUAAGAGAUGUGAAUCUGCUUGUCCAACAGAUUUUUUAAGCGUUCGAGUUUAUUUAUGGCAUGAAACAACUCGCAGUAUGGUACGGGUUUUUUUGGCCCAAGUGUAUCUUGUCUUUACUACGAAUUAUUUUCCCUGGUUAACAACAAUUGUAGUUUUACCCAUAUUUGCAGGUUCUUUAAUUUUCUUAUUUCCUCAUAGAGGAAAUAAGGUUAUCCGCUGGUAUACUAUAUGUAUAUCCAUUUUAGAGCUCCUUCUAACAACUUAUGCGUUUUGUUAUCAUUUCCAACCGGACGAUCCAUUAAUCCAACUGUCAGAAGAUUAUAAAUGGAUCCAAUUUUUUGAUUUCCAUUGGAGAUUAGGAAUUGACGGACUUUCGAUAGGACCCAUUUUACUGACGGGAUUCAUCACCACUUUAGCUACUCUAGCGGCUUGGCCGGUUACUCGAGAUUCUCGAUUAUUCCAUUUCCUAAUGUUAGCAAUGUAUAGUGGUCAAAUAGGAUCAUUUUCGUCCCGAGACCUUUUACUUUUUUUCCUAAUGUGGGAAUUAGAAUUAAUUCCUGUUUAUCUACUUUUAUCCAUGUGGGGAGGAAAAAAACGUCUCUACUCUGCUACGAAAUUUAUUUUGUAUACUGCAGGGGGUUCCAUUUUUCUAUUAUUGGGAGUUCUGGGUAUUGGUUUAUAUGGUUCCAAUGAACCGACAUUAAAUUUGGAAACAUUAAUUAAUCAAUCGUAUCCUGUAGCAUUAGAAAUAAUAUUCUAUAUUGGAUUUUUUAUUGCUUUUGCUGUCAAAUUGCCCAUUAUACCUUUACAUACAUGGUUACCAGAUACCCACGGAGAAGCACAUUACAGUACUUGUAUGCUUCUAGCUGGAAUCUUAUUAAAAAUGGGAGCAUAUGGAUUGAUUCGGAUCAAUAUGGAAUUAUUACCUCACGCUCAUUCUAUAUUUUCUCCUUGGUUGAUAAUAAUAGGCACAAUACAAAUAAUCUAUGCAGCUUUAACAUCUCCCGGGCAACGUAAUUUAAAAAAAAGAAUAGCCUAUUCCUCUGUAUCUCACAUGGGUUUCAUAAUUAUAGGAAUUAGUUCUAUAACUGAUACGGGGCUUAAUGGGGCCAUUUUACAAAUAAUUUCUCAUGGAUUUAUUGGUGCUGCACUUUUUUUCUUAGCGGGAACGAGUUACGAUAGAAUACGUCUUGUUUAUCUCGACGAAAUGGGCGGAAUAGCGAUUCUAAUGCCAAAAAUAUUCACACUCUUUAGUAGCUUUUCAAUGGCAUCCCUUGCACUACCGGGAAUGAGUGGUUUCAUUGCAGAAUUAAUAGUAUUUUUUGGAAUAAUUACCAGCCAAAAAUAUCUAUUAAUACCUAAAAUACUAAUUAUUUUUGGAAUGGCAAUUGGAAUGGUAUUAACUCCUAUUUAUUUAUUAUCUAUGUUACGUCAAAUGUUCUAUGGAUAUAAAUUAUUUAACAGUACAAACUCUUACUUUUUUGAUGUUGGGCCGCGAGAGUUGUUUGUUUCGACUUCUAUCUUUCUGCCAGUACUAGGUAUUGGAGUUUACCCAGAUUUCGUUCUCUCACUAUCAGUUGAGAAAGUGGAAGCUAUUGUAUCGAAUUUUUUUUAUAGAUAGAUUUCUUUUCAUUUGAUUA
Molecule: messenger RNA, 2933 nt
Organism: Amaranthus tricolor (Joseph's coat)
Lineage: Eukaryota; Viridiplantae; Streptophyta; Magnoliopsida; Caryophyllales; Amaranthaceae
Product: NAD(P)H-quinone oxidoreductase chain 4, chloroplastic-like
Exons: 2
Coding region: 1070-2914 (614 amino acids)
Biological process (GO): aerobic respiration; photosynthetic electron transport in photosystem I; photosynthesis
Cellular component (GO): photosystem I; thylakoid membrane
Molecular function (GO): NADH dehydrogenase (ubiquinone) activity; ubiquinone binding; 4 iron, 4 sulfur cluster binding
Source: RefSeq, a predicted model, not a curated record